Ramularia collo-cygni is the source of this 1161-nucleotide messenger RNA. RefSeq lists its product as uncharacterized. The coding region runs from base 1 to 1161 and encodes 386 amino acids. The record is from RefSeq and is a predicted model, not a curated record. The transcript has a single exon. Lineage: Eukaryota; Fungi; Ascomycota; Dothideomycetes; Mycosphaerellales; Mycosphaerellaceae.
AUGGAGAGGGCACCAUCACCGCCGUUGACGCCGAUUCGCUCGUACAUGUCACCGAUCGAAACGUCAACGUCACCCAGCUCACAGUAUCGCGAGCAUCUGCGGCGCCGGACAAGCAGCUUUUCCUCUAACAACGAUCGGAGUCCCACCACACCGCGCGAUCGCCACCGCUUUUCAAAUGCCUCGCAGCUUUCCGCAGACUUUGGUAUGGCCGGCGAUGAAGAGCCAGGCGGUGGAAAUUUGGGCAAUCUGGCCGAUGAACUUGAUCAGUUGAGCGAUGAAGAGUACGAAGAAGGCGUGACAGAGGAGGGCGGCGACGGGAUGGAGGAUCCGAGCAAGGAGGAGAUAUCGCGAGACUCGGGCAUCGAUGUCUCGUAUGCCAAUUCAUCACAAAGUGGGUCCUCACACCACGUUCGCAACUUCUCAAAACCCUUUGGCGGCAACGGCGACAAGCCGCCCGAUGGCCACCAUGAGCCCGAGGCUGAUCGGGACGAGGAGUCUGCCAAAUUUUCAUCUGACCUGGAGGAUUUCAUGACCACCAUCGCGCGAAUGACUUCGUACACCACCACUUCCGAGGAUCCUCUCAUCCCACGCACAAUUGCGCAGCUACAAGAUCUGGGCAACCAAACGAGUCUGGAGGCUGCUGCGCAGAGACUCACCACCUCGACCAAUAGCACAACUUCACACCUCAACGCCCAAAGCAAAAGCCUACAGACUCUGGCCCAGAGUCUAUAUCCCAUGUUUGCAUUCUCAGCUCCACUCGAUCCUGGCAUCGCCGAGGAAACCAUUCCGAUGGUAGAGUCAUUACAAGAGCACGUCCCGCACCCUGAUUUGCUUACCGUGCAGAAACUUCAGAGGCUUGACCGUGAGACGGCAGACGUUCUGCAUGCGCUGUCCCAGAUUACAGACACCCUUCAAAUGGGCAAGCAAAUCACUACAACGGCUGCUCGUAAUCUGCGUCAAACUCAGACUAUGGUCAUUGAACUACGGAGGGAGCAGGAGCGCGCGGAGCUCGCGAGGCACGAACUUGCAAAGAGUGAUUGGGACGAGAAGCUGCAGAGUCGAUGGUGCGGCACUGAGUGCAAAGACAUCAUUUCGGGAUUCGAGGAUCAAUGCAAGAUGCUGAGGGGGCGCUUGGAAGAAUCAAUGGAAGCUGGCGCGUGA